Mandrillus leucophaeus (drill) is the source of this 1222-nucleotide messenger RNA. It is a transcript of the gene MRPL18, whose product is annotated as mitochondrial ribosomal protein L18. The transcript is spliced from 4 exons. Gene Ontology annotation, cellular component: mitochondrion; ribosome. Gene Ontology annotation, molecular function: 5S rRNA binding; structural constituent of ribosome. Lineage: Eukaryota; Metazoa; Chordata; Mammalia; Primates; Cercopithecidae. The record is from RefSeq and is a predicted model, not a curated record. Bases 399 to 908 code for a protein of 169 amino acids. Gene Ontology annotation, biological process: translation.
GGCUGCGCGCCCCGGGGCUCCUCCCCGCUGUGGGGAGAGGGGUCGACAGCGCCCUGCCCCAAAGAACGGCGGGUAGGCCGGGUCCGGCUGCGGGGCCUCCAGGCCCUUUCUGCAGAGAUAAAGGAGGAGAGGCACGAAGCGGUCAGCCAGGGUCCGGUCGCGAUGGGACUCGGCCCUCCCAGCCCGCGAGCCCGACCCAGGCCCGGCCCUCCCUUACCGUUCUGGGAGCGGAUCGCUUCCCCAGUGCUGCGGUCACCGAACACGGACAAAGGCCCCUCCAUCUUCGCAGCAGCGAUACACGUUGAAUUCUGCUCACAACGCGGGAAACCAGUAUCGCGGUCCCUCGGCUGACCGGCGACCACAGCAGUGGCUGCGACGGCGUGGAGGGUACCCGAGCGAUGCCCCAGGAGCUGCUGGGGUGCAGGUUCGCAGCCCUCUCAACCAGCUCCAAGCCGGCGGCGAAGCCUGAAGUGCACCCUGUAGAAAAUGAAGCUGUCGCCCCAGAGUUCACCAAUCGGAACCCCCGGAACCUGGAGCUUCUAUCUGUAGCCAGGAAAGAGCGGGGCUGGCGGACGGUGUGGCCCUCCCGUGAGUUCUGGCACAGGUUGCGAGUUAUAAGGACUCAGCAUCAUGUAGAAGCACUUGUGGAGCAUCAAAAUGGCAAGGUUGUGGUUUCGGCAUCCACUCGCGAAUGGGCUAUUAAAAAACACCUUUAUAGUACCAGAAAUGUGAUGGCUUGUGAGAAUAUAGGACGAGUACUGGCACAGAGAUGCUUAGAGGCGGGAAUCAACUUCAUGGUCUACCAACCAACCCCAUGGGAGGCAGCCUCAGACUCGAUGAAACGACUACAAAGUGCCAUGAGAGAAGGUGGUGUGGUUCUACGGGAACCUCAGAGAAUCUAUGAAUAAAUGAAUAAAUGGAAGCAUUAAUUGUUUUGAACAUGUAAAUAUAAAACUGUCAGCCACUACAGCCAUCAAAAGAGAGCAUCUGGAAGAAUAGCCAGCUUGGAAGUUUUACAGCAAUAAUGUUGCAGUGGAAUAUUAUUUGUAGUUAAGGUCAUCCUCCUCCCCUUUCUGUUUUUUUAAAUCAAGAACUACAUUCUGCCCCUGUCUUGGGCUUCAGAAGCAUCUAAGAAAAGCAGUCGUCAAUUAUAAUUAACUUUCAAAGGGCAAGUCAGAAGUUGUUUAUAAAUUACAAAAUAAAGGCAUGUUAUGAACUCUUA